This is a messenger RNA of Chenopodium quinoa (quinoa), 1603 nucleotides long. Its product is annotated as 30S ribosomal protein S1, chloroplastic. Lineage: Eukaryota; Viridiplantae; Streptophyta; Magnoliopsida; Caryophyllales; Amaranthaceae. The record is from RefSeq and is a predicted model, not a curated record. Gene Ontology annotation, biological process: translation. Gene Ontology annotation, molecular function: mRNA binding; structural constituent of ribosome. Gene Ontology annotation, cellular component: chloroplast stroma. The transcript is spliced from 7 exons. Bases 139 to 1374 code for a protein of 411 amino acids.
UCUCAACAUCCACCUAUCUUCUGGGCUUACCAUAUCAACCCCAUCUUCUCUCUCCACUCUACUCACUCCCUUAUCUGCGUAUCUCAACAACAACAACAGUAGCAGAGGAAGAAGAAGAAGCUCAAAAGAGCAAUAACAAUGGCGGCUUUAACACAGCAAUUAGCAGGAGGAUUAAGAUGCCCACCACUCUCAAAUUCCAACCUUUCAAAACCCUUUUCAUCAAAACACACUCUUAAGCCUCGAUUCUCCCCAAUUGUAUCAGCUGUUGCUGUUAACAAUGCUCAGACUAGAGAGAGACAGAAGCUUAAACAGCUCUUUGAGGAUGCUUAUGAACGAUGUCGUACUGCUCCCAUGGAAGGUGUUUCCUUCACCAUUGAUGAUUUUCAUACUGCUCUUGAUAAGUAUGACUUUAAUUCUGAACUGGGUACCAGGGUCAAGGGUACAGUAUUCUGCACAGAUGCCAAUGGGGCAUUAGUCGAUAUAACUGCAAAAUCUUCAGCAUACUUGCCUCUCCAAGAGGCCUGUAUUCACAGAAUAAAACACGUGGAGGAAGCUGGGAUACUCCCAGGAGUACGAGAAGAAUUUGUAAUCAUUGGUGAAAAUGAAGCUGAUGAUAGCUUAAUCUUGAGUUUGCGACAAAUCCAGUAUGAGCUUGCAUGGGAAAGGUGUAGGCAGUUGCAAGCUGAGGAUGUUGUAGUUAAGGGGAAGAUUGUUGGAGCGAACAAAGGUGGAGUUGUGGCUCUGGUGGAGGGCCUUCGUGGCUUUGUUCCCUUUUCACAAAUAUCAACUAAAUCUACUGCAGAAGAGCUUCUUGAGAAAGAGAUCCCUUUAAAAUUUGUCGAGGUUGAUGAGGAACAAUCCAGGCUGGUAAUGAGUAACCGAAAGGCCAUGGCUGACAGCCAGGCACAGCUUGGUAUUGGAUCAGUUGUCACAGGAACUGUCCAAUCUCUUAAACCUUACGGUGCCUUUAUUGAUAUUGGUGGAAUCAAUGGCCUUCUUCAUGUUAGUCAAAUUAGUCACGAUCGUGUUUCGGAUAUUGCAACAGUCCUACAACCUGGUGACACAUUGAAGGUCAUGAUUUUGAGCCAUGACCGUGAAAGAGGUAGGGUGAGUCUGUCAACGAAGAAGUUGGAGCCUACUCCUGGUGACAUGAUUCGUAAUCCAAAGCUUGUCUUUGAGAAGGCUGAAGAGAUGGCUCAAACAUUCAGACAAAGAAUUGCACAAGCAGAAGCUAUGGCUCGUGCUGACAUGCUUAGAUUCCAGCCUGAGAGUGGUCUCACUCUCAGCUCAGAUGGAAUCUUAGGCCCUCUAACUUCAGAUUUGCCAGCAGAGGGGCUAGAUUUGAGUGCUGUUCCGCCCGCUGAUGAAUCCUGAAAAUAUUUGUCCAUCUUUGGCCUGUCAGUUUUGAAUUCUGUAUCUUAGUUUGUAAUUAUAAUUACUGGCUUCAUAUUCUUUACACUUGUAAUGAAAUCUGUCCAAUCAUCUCAUCUGGCCGGUAGUUAAUCUUACUGUUCUGCAAAUAUACUUACUGUUUAUGUUAUAGUAUAAAUGCAGCUAGUAAUAUUUGAGAGAGCCAAUGGAUCAAAUAUUGCAUUCGUUUUGG